CUGGGCGGGUGAGGGUCCUGUCUCGUGUGAGGGGCCGGUGGGCCCGGCGGCGGCCCGGGACGCUGCACCCCGGCCCUCCUCGCUCCGAGCAGGACGGCGAGCGAGCCCCGGCCAUGACUUCUCUGUUGGCGAAAGACGCUUACCUGCAGGGCCUGGCCAAGAAGAUCUGCUCCCAGCCCAGCACCGAGCCGCAGAAGCGCAAAUCGGCUGGCAAAACUCAAGUCUCAGAUGCUGCUGCACCCCCCAGGAAGAAGAGGAGGAAAGCACAGAAGAAACCCCGGGAGCGGGAGAAGACUGCGAAGCCCAGGGCCCAGGCCUCUGCGAAGUCUGAGGCCAGGAAGCCAGAGGCAGCCGAGGAGGAGGAGGGAGCCGCCAGCUCCACCAGGGCCCCGGCAGGUGGCCUGGCCACAGAGCCUGACUCUUUAUUUGCCUUGGAUGUUCUGCGGCAGCGCCUGCAUGAGAAGAUUCAGGAGGCGCGGGGCCAGGGCAGCGCCGAAGAGCUGUCCGCCGCUGUUUUGGAGAAAAGACGCCGGAGGAAGCAGGAGCGCGACCGGAAAAAGAGGAAACGGAGGGAGCUGAGAGCAAAGGAGAAGUCAGCCAAGGCACUGGAGGGGGCGGAGGCCACCGAACCGGACCCGCCGGUGCCCGGGGAGGAGACGCAGGCCCAGCCGGGGCUGCUCUUCAACAAGGUGGAGGUGACCGAGGAGGAGCCGGCCAGCAAGGCCCAGCGCCGGAAGGAGAAGAGGCAGAAGCUGAAGGGGAACCUGACACCGCUGACGGGCAAGAACUACCGACAGCUGCUGGAGCGCCUGCAGGCGCGUCAGGCCCGGCUGGAGGAGCUGCGGGACCGGGAUGCGGGGCAGGCCCAGGAGCUCGAGGCCAAGAUGCGCUGGACCAACCUGCUGUACAAGGCCGAGGGCGUGCGGAUCCGCGACGACGAGCGCCGGCUGCAGGAGGCCCUGAAGCGCAAGGAGAAGAGGCGCGCGCAGCGCCAGCGCGCCUGGGAGAAGCGCACGGCGCACGUGGUGGGCAAGAUGCAGCGGCGGCAGGACCGGCGGCGGCAGAACCUGCGCAAGAAGAAGGCGGCCAAGGCCGAGCGCCGCCUGGAGAAGGCUCGCAGGAAGGGCCGCAUCCUGCCCCAAGACCUGGAGCGCGCCGGCCUGGCCUGAGGCCCCAGCUGCCCGACCCCCGUCCCGAGCGGUGCAGGCUCCGGCGGAAAGUGGACUCUGCCUCGUGCCCCUCACUGGUUUGUCUGAGGCUCAGGCACCCCCGUGCAGAAGAGCCUUCAGAUCGGGGAAGGGGCUGACCCAGAUCCAGCUCCAACCUCCUCUUACUGACCAGAGGCUCCCUGCAGGUUGUGGGGUAGUGGACCAGGGAGCUGUGAGGAGGGAGCGGGCACCUAGGGAGGGCUUUGCUGGCCGCCUCUUCCUCUCAUUGUCACAGCAGCAGGAAGGGAAUGGCCUUCGUGACUACGGUGUUAGCCCCAGGCGCGCUGGGGAAGGGUGAAACCAGCUCCUGCAGCAGAGCUGGAGUGGAGCUGAUGGGCUUGGCAGCGGAGCAGGCAGGGUGUCCUCAGACACCUGUAAUUGAGUUACACCAAGUUGAUGUGAAAAGUGGGUAAAGAGUAGAAUUUAAGGUGAAGAUGGUUAUUAAAAAUUCUAACUACUAAAAGAUAGUGUUACUGCAGUAGGAGGGAAAAGAAAAUGGAGCUGGCUAGAUAGUAUCAGUCUAGGGGGAGGUGGGAGAGAAGGGGUAAAACCUGGAGAACUACGUGGGGUGGACGGAGGGUCCGCAGUGACAGGUAAGUGCAAGCCCACAGGCAGGCAGUGAGAGCGGAGAUGGAUGGUACGGUAUGUGGAUUGUAUUUCAGGAAGACUGUUCGUAAAAUUCUUUCGAUUAAAUUUCAGUUAAGAAACAGAUGGUAACCAAAAUGAUGUGUUACUAGAAUUUAAAAGGUAUUGCUAGAAGAUGUCACUGAAUGAUAAAAAGGGUUCAGAUUGCCUGGAAGGUUUAGCAGCCUUGCACCAGAAACAGCUGCAGAUCUGUCUAUCAGAAGCUGACACACCUGCAAGAAGUCAGUUCACAAACCCAAGUGGGAGACAUUUAACAUCCGCUCUAGGGACUGGUGAUCAAGUAGACAAAUCAGAUGGAUCCGGAAGAUUGGGAUGAGAGCAUUCAUAAGCUUGAUCUAAUGGACACACACAGACCCAUGUAUCUGGAAACAGUGUGUUCUAGCAUUUCCCUAGUGGUCCAGUGGUUUAGUUCAGUUCAGUCGCUCAGUCACGUCCAACUCUUUGCAACCCCUUGGACUACAGCACACCAGGCUUUCCUGUCCAUCACCAACUCCUGGAGCUUGCUCAAACUCACGUCCAUCAAUUUGGUGAUGGACUCUGUUCCAAUGCAGGGGUACGGGUUCAAUCCCUGGUUGGGAAACUUAAGAUCCCGGAUGCUGCGGGGGGGUGGCCAAAUUUUUUUAAGGAAAAAAAAAAACCUCAAGCAUACGUGGAACAGUGGUGAAAACUGACCAUCACCUAAUCCACAAAGCAAGUCAUAUUUCAAAGCUUCAGCAUCAUACAAAGUG
Budorcas taxicolor (takin) is the source of this 2581-nucleotide messenger RNA. It is a transcript of the gene SURF6, whose product is annotated as surfeit 6. Gene Ontology annotation, cellular component: nucleolus. Gene Ontology annotation, biological process: ribosomal large subunit biogenesis; ribosomal small subunit biogenesis. Gene Ontology annotation, molecular function: RNA binding; DNA binding. NCBI's taxonomy places the organism in Eukaryota, Metazoa, Chordata, Mammalia, Artiodactyla, Bovidae. The coding region runs from base 114 to 1169 and encodes 351 amino acids. The record is from RefSeq and is a predicted model, not a curated record. The transcript has 5 exons.